This is a messenger RNA of Myodes glareolus (Bank vole), 1689 nucleotides long. The record is from RefSeq and is a predicted model, not a curated record. NCBI's taxonomy places the organism in Eukaryota, Metazoa, Chordata, Mammalia, Rodentia, Cricetidae.
AUGAAGGCGAAUAAAGAGAAUUCAAGCCCUUCAGUCCCAUCAGCAAACAUGGACCACACAAGACCAUGUUGGUACUGGGAAAAGAAGGACUUGGUUCAUACACCCUCACAACUUGAAGGACUUGAUCCAGCCACUGAGGCCCAGUACCGCCAAAACGGGGCUUGCUUCAUCUUUGAUGUGGGCACACAUUUGGGCUUACCCUACGACACCCUAGCAACAGGGAUCACGUAUUUUCAUCGAUUCUACAUGUUUCACUCCUUCAAGCAGUUCCCACGCCAUGUAACAGGAGCUGCUUGUCUCUUUCUGGCUGGGAAAGUAGAGGAGACGCCAAAAAAAUGUAACAAUAUCAUCAAAGCAGCUCAUAGUUUAUUAAAUGAUGUCCAACGUGGUGAGUUUGGAGAUGAACCGGUGAAAAAGGUCUUGGUGCUGGAGAAGAUCUUACUACAGACCAUACAGUUUGAUUUAGAAGUGAAGCAUCCAUACCAGUACCUACUCAGAUAUGCAAAGCAGCUCAAAGGUAGUAAAAAAAAAAUUCAGAAGUUGGUUCAAAUGGCAUGGACCUUUGUAAAUGACAGUCUCUGUACCACCCUGCUACUGCAGUGGGAACCAGAGAUCAUAGCUGUAGCGGUCAUGUAUCUUGCGGAACAUUUGCACAAAUUCGAAAUUCAAGAGUGGACCUCCAAACCCACGUACAAAAGAUGGUGGGAACAGUUUGUUCAAGAUCUCUCUGUUGACAUUAUGGAAGACAUUAGCCACCAAAUCCUGGAUCUUUACACACAAAGGAAACAACAGAGUCCUUAUCAUGCCCUUCCUCAGCUGCAGAAGCCCCCAUCUCUUCAGCCUCCACCACAAGUCCCACAGUCACACCCAUCUCAAGGCCCUGAGGCAGCACAGCCCCAGCAGAAGGACCAGCAUCCGCACCAGGAGCCAGCACAACAGCCCAAGGAACCACCCCCACAGCCUAGUCCUCCAAGACAGAUUGAGCAUACCAUGGUAGAUUAUCCCGAGGAAGAGAACGAAGCCACAGUACCACCACCUAAAAUUCCCAGACUUGAGACCACUCCUCUACCAUUGCCUCCAGACUGGAAGUCUCCCAUCGCUCCUGCCUUAGGUGAGGCUGGUACAGGUGGCCCAGGGGAAGCAAGUGACCUCCCCAAAGUCCAGCUUCCUCCUCCAGCCCACCAGGCCACUGUGCACCACCCACCAUCAUUGGGGCCUCUACCCCCACUGCCUUACAGCUAUGAGACUUGGAUGUCUAGCACCAGCUCCUUCAUGUCUGGAGAGGACUACCAGAACCUGCAAUCCAUGAUGAAAAAUGAGGGUCCUCCCUACGGUGCUCCGUGCCCAGCCUAUGGCCCACCUGCUCAACUUCCCUACCAGCCAAAUGUCUACUCCCCCAACCGACCUCCACCUCCUAUUCUUCCACCCCCAGCUUCCUUCCUGCCACCCACCAUGCCUCCCUGUAUCCCACACUAUCCUCUCCUUCUCCCUCCCAACAACCCCAAUUUCCCACCGCCACCUCCAUGCCAGUCAACCAUUGAUGUAGCCCAUCCUCACUGUCUUCGAGGUUUGGUUUUGCGACCAGCCAGCUACCUACCUGCAGCUAUUCCCCCUGAGAAGCAGCGCAUUGUUGCCACACUUAUCUCCCCACCUGGCAGGGGGAGAGGAUGGCCAAGCUGGAUGAGAUAA